GUGGAGGAAUAUAGCAAUGACUAUUAAAGUAAAAGGAUCAGUUGUUCCUAGCAAAAUUCUCUCGUUAAUGUAAAGAAUAAGAUGUUUGGAAUUCGAGUCCUUUCGACUAUAUAUAUUUUCACCCAUGUGAGUCGAUGGAGAUUAUUUUAUUAUGUAGUUAUUUUUAUCUGAAUUUUCUAAUCAAUCAAAAAAAUUGGAGGAUUAGCUGCCCUAUAGCAAAAUUCCACUGUAUGAUAUAAGUGUGAAAGCAUUAGAUUCCUCUUUGAACGUUUUCUUUAUUCUGUGUUUUUUUUAUCUCCUUUUUCCAAUCAAAUCCCACUUGAGUAAAAUAGUUAUCCAACACAACAGAUUAUUAUUUUCCCAAGUAGAUCUGAUCUGCCUCUUCCUUUCGCUAUCCUCCACACAUCAACUACCUAUUUUCUUUUUUUUUUAUUAAUUAUUUUUUAUUAUUUUACAGCUCAGCUAAUUUAUUCCCAUUAUAAAUAUCAACCUCUGUGGGCGUGUGCCCUCCACACUCUUCUAUAUCCAAAACCUCAUAGUUCUCUGCUUCUUUCUUUUAUCUUUCAUUUCCUUAUGGCAGCCCUUCAAGAACUUAACCAUCUCUCCUCUUUUAAAGAAACUAAAGAUCUUGAUAACCAAACGACGCAAGAUCCUAAAGAAUUGACCAAUCUUUAUAACCAAACUACAAAACCUUUUAAAGAAAAUGAUGUUGAGAACCAAACAACAACAGAAUCAGAGGAAAUGGAGGUGGUCGUCGACUACUCCAAAAGGGCACAGUGGCUACGAGCCGCAGUGCUCGGUGCAAAUGAUGGUCUGCUUUCUACAUCUUCAUUAAUGAUGGGUGUAGGAGCUGUACGUAAAGACCCUAAAACCAUGGUCCUUACCGGCAUCGCCGGCUUAGUUGCCGGUGCAUGUAGUAUGGCUCUCGGAGAAUUUGUUUCUGUUUACUCACAAUACGACACCGAAUUGGCUCAACUAAAAAGAGAGAUCAAAUCAGGAAAUAUGCAGACUUGUGAUAUUGAAGCAAAGAAACAAGAUUUGCCAAGUCCAUUACAAGCCGCCGCGGCUUCAGCCUUUGCUUUUGCCGUAGGGGCGGUGAUACCGCUGCUCGGGGCGGCUUUUGUGGUGGAUUAUGUUGUUAGGAUUGGGGUGGUGAUAGGUAUAGCAAGCCUUGCAUUGGUAGGGUUUGGAUGGCUUGGUGCAGUAUUGGGGCAUGCAAAUGUGAUUAGAUCUUGUUUUAGGGUUUUGAUUGGAGGAUGGUUGGCUAUGGGAAUAACUUUUGGCCUCACUAAAGCUAUUGGGAGCACAGGACUUUGAUUAUCUCUAUAAUUAAAUACUUUUUCGAACUAUUAAUCUCGGCAUGAGAUAAUAUUCAAGUAAAAUUCUCGAACUAUUAAUCUCAUAGAUAAAAUUUAUAUUUAGAAUACAAUCGACUUCCAUCGAUUCAACUGCUAUUUCAUAGAAACAAGUACAUGUUUUAGAUCUUAUUUAUGUGUUUUGCUUUGAUUUUCUUUUUUCGAACACUUUGAUUGUAAGAUGAGUUGUUGUUAGCAAUUUUACUUUAGAUUGGAUUC
Messenger RNA from Jatropha curcas, 1574 nucleotides. Its product is annotated as vacuolar iron transporter homolog 4. The record is from RefSeq and is a predicted model, not a curated record. Lineage: Eukaryota; Viridiplantae; Streptophyta; Magnoliopsida; Malpighiales; Euphorbiaceae. Gene Ontology annotation, molecular function: manganese ion transmembrane transporter activity. Gene Ontology annotation, biological process: intracellular manganese ion homeostasis.